AUGAAGAGAUUUUGCCCUAAAGUUUCUUUUCUUUUGUUUCUUACUCUUAUUAUAAUAAGUUUUGUCUACUCGGAAGCUCAGAGUUGCCGUCCAAGCGGUAGAAUUAGAGGAAAGAAAGCUCCUCCGGGACAAUGUAAUCAAGAGAAUGAUUCUGAUUGUUGUGUACGAGGAAAAAUGUAUACAACUUAUCAAUGUUCUCCAUCUGUCUCAACUUACACCAAAGCAUAUCUCACUCUUAACAGUUUCCAAAAAGGUGGAGAUGGAGGCGGUCCUUCAGAAUGUGACAAGCAGUAUCAUUCCGACGAUACUCCAGUAGUUGCACUUUCUACCGGAUGGUUCAACCAUGAGAGCCGGUGCCUUAAAAAUAUUACAAUAAGUGCUAAUGGGAAAAGUGUGGUGGCCAUGGUUGUUGAUGAGUGUGACUCCACAAAGGGAUGUGAUGCAGAACAUGAUUACCAACCUCCAUGUCCAAACAACAUUGUUGACGCUUCCAAGGCUGUGUGGAAAGCUUUAGGUGUGCCUAAAGAACAAUGGGGUGGCCUUGACAUUACUUGGUCAGAUAGUUGCCGUCCAAGCGGUAGAAUUAGAGGAAAGAAAGCUCCUCCGGGACAAUGUAAUCAAGAGAAUGAUUCUGAUUGUUGUGUACGAGGAAAAAUGUAUACAACUUAUCAAUGUUCUCCAUCUGUCUCAACUUACACCAAAGCAUAUCUCACUCUUAACAGUUUCCAAAAAGGUGGAGAUGGAGGCGGUCCUUCAGAAUGUGACAAGCAGUAUCAUUCCGACGAUACUCCAGUAGUUGCACUUUCUACCGGAUGGUUCAACCAUGAGAGCCGGUGCCUUAAAAAUAUUACAAUAAGUGCUAAUGGGAAAAGUGUGGUGGCCAUGGUUGUUGAUGAGUGUGACUCCACAAAGGGAUGUGAUGCAGAACAUGAUUACCAACCUCCAUGUCCAAACAACAUUGUUGACGCUUCCAAGGCUGUGUGGAAAGCUUUAGGUGUGCCUAAAGAACAAUGGGGUGGCCUUGACAUUACUUGGUCAGAUGCUUGA
Molecule: messenger RNA, 1047 nt
Organism: Lathyrus oleraceus (garden pea)
Lineage: Eukaryota; Viridiplantae; Streptophyta; Magnoliopsida; Fabales; Fabaceae
Exons: 2
Coding region: 1-1047 (348 amino acids)
Source: RefSeq, a predicted model, not a curated record